AUGAAUCCAUUAUCGACCUUCAGAUUCAGAAUCUUCCAAUCAACCACAACUUCAUUCUCACCCUUUUUCCUCUUCAACCAAAAACGAUGGAAAAAACCCGUUAUUUCAGCGCAAACCCGUUUGGAGGACCGAGUAAGAGACCCACACUUCGACAAAUUAACAACCCAUUUCAAAAAACUCAACCUUGUCCUCAAAAUCCACACUCUCAUGUCAAAUCGAAAACGCGGUUCUUUCGUUUCGCUUCAGCUCAUGUCCCGCUGGAGAAACACCCUCGGACUCAAUGUCACUGUCACUUCCUUUCUUCAAAAAUACCCUCAUGUUUUUGAUUUGUUUCUUCAUCCUUUUAGGAGGAACAUGUGUUGUAAGAUCACGAGGAAGAUGAAGGAGUUGAUAUUGUUGGAAGAGGUUGUUGCGAAAAGGUGCGAGCUUGAGAUUGUGAUGAGGGUGAAGAAGUUGCUUAUGAUGUCAUUGAAUGGGACUCUUCAUGUGCAUGCUUUGAGGUUGAUCAGAAGAGAAUUGGGUCUUCCUUGUGAUUUCAGAGACUCUAUUCUUGGGAAAUAUAGUGAUGAAUUUAGGUUGGUUGAUUUGGAGAUUGUAGCAUUGGUUGGUUGGGAUGAUGAAUUGGGCAUGGCUCAUGUUGAGGAAUGGAGGGAGAGAGAGUAUAGAGAGAAAUGGUUGAGUGAAUUUGAGACCAAGUUUGCUUUUCCUAUAAAUUUUCCAACUGGGUUUAAGAUUGAAAGAGGGUUUAGGGAAAAGUUGAAGACUUGGCAAAGGCUUUCUUAUACAAAGCCUUAUGAGAGAAAAGAUGUAAAAUGCGGUGGAGAUCAACGCUAUGAGAAGAGGGCCGUUGCUGUUCUUCAUGAGCUGUUGAGCUUGACUGUGGAGAAAAUGGUUGAAGUUGAUCUAUUGGCUCAUUUUCGAAAGGAUUUUGCUAUUGAAGUUAAUAUGCGUGAGGUACUGCUUAGGCAUCCGGGGAUAUUUUACAUAUCAACAAAGGGAAAUGCUCAAACUGUUUUUCUUAGGGAGGCUUAUGUGAAAGGAGGGUUGGUUGAGCCUAAUCCGGUGUACACAGUUCGAAGGAAUAUGUUGGAGCUUGUGUUAUUAGGGCGAAGGAAAACCAAACAGUUAUUAGCUUCUGAUGAAUUUAAAGAGAACAAUGCUGUCGUCUGUAAAGUAGAUGAAGGUAAAAGAGAAGGAGAUUGGGCGAUUCAAUUCUUGGAGGGUUAUGAGAAGAAUUGA
This is a messenger RNA of Lathyrus sativus (Indian pea), 1239 nucleotides long. Lineage: Eukaryota; Viridiplantae; Streptophyta; Magnoliopsida; Fabales; Fabaceae. The record is from the annotation of a GenBank genome assembly.